CCAUUUAGUGAAACGACUGACUGGAUGCGUCCGGCUGUCGAGUGGGUGUAGCCGUAGAAAACAGAGACCGCUUUGUUGGCUGUCUAAACCACACUGUUGUGCCAUCUCAUCGUGCUUUAAAUAAUCGGCUGAACAGUGGUGAAGCUUUUCAGUGCUUUAACAGACUGAGAGAGCAGAAGUGUUGUAUUUGGUUCUUAAGAAGAUGGGAGCUGUAGUUUCUCGUUGGAGGACAAAACCAACCACUGUGGAGGUACUUGAGGGACUUGAUAAGGAUAUCCAAACACUUGAGGAGCACAGAGAAAAGAAUCAAAAACAGCUGAAGUUAUGGAUUUACAGAUUACUUUUUUAUUCAGCUCUUUUGUACUUGAUAGCCUGCAUAGUUGUUUAUGUCUGGUACAUCCCCGAACAGCUAAUUGGAAAACUUAUAGUGGCAUCACCUUUUUUAAUAUUUCCAUUGCUAGUUUGGCUUCUGAGGAAACUGUUAAUUGCGUUAUAUACAAGAAGGACAGAACGAAAUGAUGAGAAAUUGGAAGAACUAAAAGCUGAGAAAAAGAAAAUACUUGAACAAGUGAUGGAAACGGAAACGUACAAAAAUGCCAAACUGAUACUGGAAAGGUUUGAUCCGGACUCAAAGAAAAAGAUCGAGCUGGAGUCUACACCUGUUGGCCCUCCUAUGACUCCAAGACAAGGUCAAGAGCUACGUCAAAGGCAUGUGACUCCUCGUGCUCCCAUUGCUGUGACUCCCAUCCCAGCAGCCGCAGCACGUCCUCCCCCUGCCCCUACAGCCCCAGCUGCCUCCCCUGCCCUGAUCUCAGCCCCUGGCGGUCCCCCAGAGAGAAGCCUGUCUGCUGCUGGUGCCCACCACAACCUGAUGAGGAGACCUGCCACCCCCACAGGCACCCCUGUCCUUGGGAUGGGAAUGCACCCUCCUGGGCCACCCCUGGCUAGGCCUAUCCUUCCACGAGAUAGAGGAGCUAUAGACAGGGUCAUUGAGUACCUAGUAGGUGAUGGGCCACAGAACAGAUAUGCUCUUAUAUGCCAGCAGUGUUUGUCUCAUAAUGGCAUGGCUUUAAAAGAGGAAUUUGAAUACAUUGCGUUCAGAUGUGCGUACUGCUACUUCUUGAAUCCUGCCCGGAAGACACGCCCCCAGGCUCCAUGUCUCUCAGAAUUCAGUGGAGAAGGCAAGAUAAGCCAGGGGCCAUCUACUGUUGCCUUGGAGACAGACCCGGGUGCCCCUGCCUCUGCCUCAGCAGAGGGCAAAUCAGAAACCUCUGGUCCGGUGGAGGACGUGGAGCCUAGGGACCAUGAGGCAGAAGAAAGCCAACCAGAAGACGAGAAAAAGAGUAAUCCAGAGCCCCAAACCACACUCCCAGACCUACCAGAGAAAUCGGACAAUGAAUUAGAUGUGUCUGCCAUGGAGGUGGAGUAGAGGGUUUCUACAAAUCUGCUGUCACUCUGCCAAGGUGUGCGUAUUUAUUUGUGGUGUAGCAGUAAGCUUUGAGGGCCAGUGGUGGUUUUGAUUUGGCUUACUUUUCCCGUUUAUUUUUAUUAUUAUUAUUAUUAUUAUUAUUAUUAUUAUUAUUAUUAUUUACAUGGAAUCUGGGGGAGAUGCGGCAAGCUAGUCGGACAAACAUUUGGAAGUCUGACAUGCCAAUAGUGCAAAAUUUUAAUUUUUUUUUGUUUUGCUGUGUUGAUGUAGUUUUUGUAUAAAGGUGGAUGUUAUGAUUUUGUGAUUUUGUAUUUGUAACAUGGUUAAUUAGUUAAAAGCAGCUUUCUUUGACUGUUUACAUGUUGUCUUCAUUCUAACAAGCAGCAUGAAAUGACAUCACAAUACAGUUUGUCAUUAAUACAUCCAUGUUUUUAGGUUCUAGAGUUACUUUAUUUCAGAGAGGAAAAAAAUCUUGCCAGAACUGUUUUUGUGACUGAAUGUAUUUAAAGCACUGUUUUUCAACCUGUACAAUAAUGCAAAACUCCCAUCUAUUCUUAUUUGAUAUUUAUAGAUUUUUUUUUUCUUUACUACUGUGCCUUCUUUGAAAGUAUUUGAGUAGGUUUACGGUUCUCUGAACACGUGCAGAGAAAUGGUUACAUGUUUACACACAUUAAGGUACAGACAUUGGAAAGUCCAGAGCUAUUAAUUUCUUCAUAGAGGGUGAAGGUAGGGCAAUAUCAAAUGUAUGUGCCUUUGUGUAUGCCAUUUUUGUAUCAGACAAUAAAUAGAAAUUAUUUAAAUACUACAUACAGAAUUUUUAAAAUAUGUAAUUGUUUUUUUUUGUUCUCCAG
Messenger RNA from Pygocentrus nattereri (red-bellied piranha), 2280 nucleotides. RefSeq names its product limb and neural patterns a (gene lnpka). Gene Ontology annotation, cellular component: endoplasmic reticulum tubular network. The transcript is spliced from 13 exons. The coding region runs from base 203 to 1429 and encodes 408 amino acids. The record is from RefSeq and is a predicted model, not a curated record. Lineage: Eukaryota; Metazoa; Chordata; Actinopteri; Characiformes; Serrasalmidae. Gene Ontology annotation, biological process: endoplasmic reticulum tubular network organization.